This is a messenger RNA of Nematolebias whitei (Rio pearlfish), 2154 nucleotides long. It is a transcript of the gene dcst2, whose product is annotated as DC-STAMP domain containing 2. The transcript has 14 exons. Gene Ontology annotation, cellular component: membrane. The annotation marks the transcript as partial. The record is from RefSeq and is a predicted model, not a curated record. Lineage: Eukaryota; Metazoa; Chordata; Actinopteri; Cyprinodontiformes; Rivulidae.
CGUGGCAGGAGCUUCAUCCUCCUCUUGUUUGUGUCGACGCUGCUGUCCGGUCCAAUAAAGAACACGCUGGAAAACACGGAGCGAGCUGCCUCCAGCCUGCUCUGUGGAGCAGAGCUGGCAGCCAAUCAAACACAGGAGCUGAUGCAGAGGGCAGCCACACCCCUCUUCUCCGUGUUGGACAAAGUCAGAGAGAUCAGCAGAAAUGCUUACGCCGUCGCAGGAAGAGUCCAAAACUUCAUCAACGCCCUGACAGACAGCGUCCGCCAUGUUGCUCGCACUCUCAGGAAUGUCCUCCACUUCCUCGUGGACAUCGGAGACAUUUGCAACGACAAACUCAGAGCUCCGUACAGGAAGUGCCGGGACGUCUUUGCUGAGGCUCGGACCGACUGCAACAACCUCCUGGGAGAAUUCAACUUCCUGUGUGACAUCGUGGACGGCUUUCUGCCGCUCUGCAACAUCGCUCGUGCCGGUGAGUUCUUCUGCAUCGUCCCCUCCUACAUCGCCAACCAUCUGAAACAACGUCUGGCAGAACCGACGGUGGCUGCGUUUAAGAAGCUGAUGGCAGAGUUUGACUUCAACAUGACGGCGUCGGUGCAGGUGGACCUGGACACUAACAGCAGCCGCUCCCUGCAGCAGGUCUCUCAGGACAUCAUGGCUGAGAUCUCCUCUGAUCUGCAGAUGUUUCAGAAACUGAGUGAACCUCUGAUGUACGGAUGCCUGGUUCUGCUGGGCUGGGCUUUUGUGAGGGCGGUGCGGUACAGGCGCAGGUAUCUGAGUGACCUCAGCUUUGAUAACAUUUACAUCAACGCUCGGUUCAAAGAGCUGGACCAGCAGGUGUCCUCAGGGGGCGGAGCUUCAGUGCUGCCACUCACACGUAGAGAGGCUCAGACCUACAUCACUCCUUUGUCGUUCCAGCUGUCGUACAAAGAGCGCCGGGCUGUACUGGUCGGCGUGACCUCCGUCUUUAAACACCUGGUGAUUGGCAGCCUGCUGGUGUCGCUGGACUUCCUGGUGUUCUGGAUUCUGGAUCAGGUGUACCACCAGGUGAAGGGGGACGUGUUCGCCCGAGCUCCGGUCUCACUGGUGGUCCAGGUGAACGGGUCCGGUUACGCCUCAGACAUCUUCAGAGACCUGGUGGCCUCGUUCAACAUCCUGCAGAGCGGAAACAUCACGGUGAUCAGCAGGAAGUGUCUGAUGGAGCCGUCGGAGCCCAGCUACGUCACCUGUUUCAUCCUCGGGUUCCUGCUGGGUGUGGCUCUGCUCAUCUCUGUGACCGGAGGCUUCGUGCAGCGCUGCAGACGCCUCACCUGUGCUGCCUUCCACCCACAGAGAGAGCAGGAGAGGAUCUGCUUCCUGCGCCAGCAGAUCCUGGAUCAGCGCAGGGCGGUGGGCCGGGCCCUGAGGAGGUCUGCAGUCAGAAACCAGGCUGACCGGCAGGAAGGAGGAGGAGGAGCGUUCCUCCACGCUCUGCUCAUGUGGUUACCGAGAAGAGUUCUGCUUUACCUGUCAAGCCCGUUGUCUCGUCUCACCUGCCUGGCCUGCGGUGAGAUGGUGAGGCCCAAAGAUGAGAACACGGUCACCUGUGACGUCCCAAGGUGUUCAGGCGUGUAUUGUCGGACGUGUUUCCGCAGUUUGGGGAACACGUGUGUCGUCUGCAUGCGACCUUUGACCUUCCAGGAAGACAGCGAGGAGGAGCUAGACUCCAGCGACGACGAGCAGCUGAACCUUUGGUCCGAAGCUCUGGAGUCUCCUCACAUCGUGGACUGCUGCUCCCGGAGGCUGAUGAAGAGGAGGAUCGGCACAGCCAAACGCAGAAGACCCUUAGACCAGUCCGAGGGUGGAGUCAGACCCACGGACUGGUCCGAGGGUGGAGUCAGAAGAAUUGAUGGAGUCGAUGCGGGGGAGAGUGACAGCAGCGUCCACCUCAACGUUCUCUCUGAUUCUGAUCUCAGCGAAGCAGACACGACCUACCAGGACCGACCCGGGUCUGAUGACAGCGACACCUCCUUUCACUCCGCCUUGUCACCAGAAACAUUCCUCCUCCAGAACCAAGUGCUCAGCUCGGUCUGCGUUGAGCGCCCUCCAGAACCUUCCAGAACCCGUCUCCAGGAUCCAGAGGUCCCUCCUGUGAAAGUUAAUAAAGAACAGCAGUGA